Messenger RNA from Aphanomyces astaci, 1129 nucleotides. RefSeq lists its product as hypothetical. The transcript has a single exon. The record is from RefSeq and is a predicted model, not a curated record. Bases 175 to 1044 code for a protein of 289 amino acids. Lineage: Eukaryota; Oomycota; Saprolegniomycetes; Saprolegniales; Verrucalvaceae.
GGCGUACUCACUCGGCAAAUUAAUUGGUUACAAUAUCGGGGAACUCACGGAACCUGCAGCUACUUGUACCUGAAAAGUAUUGAAACUCACAAGUUUAUCCGGAUUUCACUGUCAAAUCGCAUCGACAGCUCGGAUGCAGCCGAGGAAUCCUCAUGGCACAAACGACCGUCGCCGAUGAUUUCCACGUUCCACGUCCGCCGCUUCUCGACCACGGACACGUUGUUUGAUGAUGCCGUAGAUGCGCCUCUGUCGGAGCUGUCCAUCACGAACCUCUUUGUAUGGCCACUGCAACGCAUCACGUACACGCGCUUGCUGUUCUGCGCCGGCUACGUCACGGUCACUCUUGUAGCUCUAGCAGCGUUUGUAGCGUUGGUGGGACUGAGUGCCGUUUUGCUGCCUUGCGUGGCUAUGGAUGCCGCCUUGCGCUAUCGUGGCCAAGGCUGGCAUCAUGUUCGCUGGCCGUACGCGGCGCUGACCAUAGCUGUGUUGGACCCGCUCGUGUUUUGCGCAUCUUGGAUGCACAACCUUAUGUGUCCGAAACCUUUGCGCAUCAGCUUGAAAGUCCAUGGCGGCGAUGACGACGACGAUGACGGCCUGUUCGCAUACGAGCAAUCUCCCAUUGUCCCAAACCGCCGACACGUACCCCCGUUUUCCUGCACCCUCAAAACCCAGUGGAACUCGACCGACGACGUGCGCAGCGCCACCAUGUAUUUCUUGGCUGUCCGACCCGCGCUAUGUGGAUUCGCCAUGGCGUGGGCAGCUUACAUCGUAGCGAACGUGUCUGCCCUGGCGCAGGCCGGCGGCCAUUGGAAAGACUUGGGCAUUUUCACGCUUCCCCAAGCAUUUCGUGCGCAAGACUCACUCGGAACGUUUGCUUUGGCCAUGGUGCUCGACUUUAGCGUGAUCGUGGGCCUCCGCAUGUGCGUGGUGCGUGUCAUGUGCUGGGCUACGCGACGCUUUUGCUGUGAACACCAUGUCCAUCCUGCAUGGAUGCUGCGGACGUCCAUGACUGAAGUCAGUGUGACCAUGGAGCCGUUUGCGUGAGAUCGAUUGAUCGUUCGUACUAGUAGUUGUUGUUGUUCGUGUAGUUGGCAGUAUGGUGUGUAAAGAUAUGUAUGGUGUGUAAAGA